Pelobates fuscus (common spadefoot toad) is the source of this 5047-nucleotide messenger RNA. Its product is annotated as myosin-16-like. Gene Ontology annotation, molecular function: microfilament motor activity; actin filament binding. The record is from RefSeq and is a predicted model, not a curated record. Bases 446 to 3205 code for a protein of 919 amino acids. Gene Ontology annotation, cellular component: myosin II complex; cytoplasm; myosin filament. NCBI's taxonomy places the organism in Eukaryota, Metazoa, Chordata, Amphibia, Anura, Pelobatidae. The transcript has 22 exons.
UCCAGAAAGAUUCUACAUUCCAUCCUCUCUGGUCUCUCAGACUCCAACAGGAAAGGAGCAGGAAAAGCCAGCGGUGGUUGCAAAGCAGAGUGCAGAGCGAUUGGAUUUAAGUCAGGAGUUGGAGGCCCAGGUGAAAGUCUUGUCAAGUUGCCCAGAUGAGAGAGAGACUGGCUGCGAGAGGACAAAUGCUUCAUCCAGUCCAGCACAAUCCAAUAACGUCUUCAGUAUAAAGAACCUCACUGAGGACUCCAAAUCUCUUGCAGCGAAAGAGGAUCAGAAAGAACAUCAACAUCACACAAGUGACCUUGGAAAAGCAGAAAAUGUUAUUGACAUAUUGUUACCUGGAGAUAUCAAACAGAUAGAGGUUUUGAAAACACGUUCAGGAAGAAAAGGUUUGAGUGAUCUGGGGACGUAUCUUGGCCAAAGAUCGGGAAAAGUUAUUGAGAUGACCUUUGAGAAAAUGCAUGAAAAUGAGAAACACAAAGACCUCGAAGACCUGCUCAAAAAGAAGGAUUUGGAGCUCUGUACGAUAGGUAUGAAGCUUGAGGAGGAGCGAUCAUUAAACAUGGAUUUACAAAGAAAGAACAAAGAGUAUUUGGCUCAUAUUGAAGAGCUAGAGGAAGAACUGGAGGCAGAAAAAAGUAUAAGAGCCAAGGUCGAGAAACAGCGCUCUGACCUGUCCAGAGAACUUGACGAUCUACAUGACCGACUUGAGGAGGUUGGGGGUUCUGCGGCUUCUCAGGUUGAGCUAAACAAAAAACGUGAAUAUGAAUUGACUCGCCUGCGACAGGAGCUCGAGGAAGCCCUCCUCCAGUCUGAAGCUACAGCUUCUGCUCUCAGGAAGAAGCAUGCCGCCUCAAUGGUGGAAGCGACGGAGCAGCAGGAGAACACGCAGAGGAUGCGGCUCAAACUAGAGAAGGAAAAGCACAUCCUCAAGGCAGAAAUGGACGACCUUAGUACCACCAUUGAAAGUCUUCAGAAAGUGAAGGCGAGCAGUGAAACACAGAUUCGGAAACUGGAAGACUUGCUUGCAGAUGCAAAUGAUAAAACGUCUGAGCUUCAGAAGAUAAUCACUGAUCAAAACGUCUCCAAAAACAAACUAUGUGCUGAAAACAGUGAGUUGAGUCACCAGCUCCAAGAGAUGGAGAACAGGAUGGCCCAAUUAAACCGAACAAAGUUUCUGCUGGUAUCUCAAACAGAAGACCUGAAGAAGCAACUCGAGGAGGAAUCAAAGGCAAAAACUCUGUCCGCGGCUUCCUUGACCGCCUUUAAGCUGGACUACGACAUGUUAAAAGAACAGCUGGAGGAAGAGUUGGAGAGUAAAUCUGACCUGCAGCGGCAGAUAUCAAAGCUGAACGGUGAUGUCACAAACUGGCGGGCUCGAUAUGAGAAUGAGGCGAUCCUUCGAACCGAGGAACUGGAAGAAGCGAAAAAGAAACUUACAUCCCGCUUGCAAGAGGCAGAGGAAACCGUAGAAUCGACUCAAGCCAAAUGUUCAAAUUUGGAAAAGACUAAACAGCGACUUCACGGUGAGAUGGAGGAAAUCUUGAUGGACAUAGAGAAGGCAAACGCUUCUUCGGUGGCUCUAGAUAAAAAGCAGAGAACGAUCGAUAAGCAGAUCAUGGAAUGGCGCCAGAAAUAUGAAGAAAUGCACGGAGCCUUAGAAGCGUCACAGAAAGAGUGCCGCUUGUACGCUACUGACCUGUUCAAGAUCAAAACUGCAUUUGAAGAGACGCACGAGCAGCUCACGGCACUUAAACGAGAAAAUAAAACACUUCAAGAAGAGAUUGCUGAUCUGUCAGAACAACUUAGAGAUGCCGAGAAGAACGUCCAUGAACUGCAGAAAUCCAAGAAGAAGCUUGAGAUGGAAAAGGAAGAGUUUCAGAUAGCUUAUGAGGAGGUAGAGGGAGCCUUGGAGGCUGAAGAGAAUAAAGUAUUGAGAUUGCAGCUGGAAAUAACUCAUUUGAAGGCAGAUAUUGACAGGAGAGUUCAGGAGAAGGAGGAGGAGAUCGAGUCAACCAGGAAGAGUCAGCAACGCUUUGUGGAGUCCCUGCAGGCCAGUUUGGAUACUGAGGUGAAAGGUCGAGCAGAAGCCAGUAGAGUCAGGAAGAAGCUGGAAGGCGAUGUUAACGAGCUGGAGAUACAGCUAGAAAAUGCCAAUAAAAACAACAGCGAUUUAAUGAAACUUGUUAAAAAACAGCAACUACAGCUGAAGGACUUGCAGACGCAGGUGGAGGAAGAAUCCCGGCAGCAUGAUGAAGUUAGAGAACAAUGCUGUGUUCUGGAGAGAAGGAACAGCAUGUUUGCGUCUGAGCUUGAUGAAAUUCGGAACGUGGUGGAACUCUCUGAUCGCUCCCGCAAGGCUUUGGAACAAGAGAUGAUGGAGCUCACGGAGAAAUACAGUGACUUAAAUAAUCAGUUCCAGUCUGUCUGUGCUGUAAAAAAGAAGCUUGAAGCAGACUUACAGCAGGUUAACACUGAUAACGAGGACUUCUUAAAUGAGUUUCGGAGUUCUGAAGAAAGGGUCAAGAAGGCCAUGGCUGAAACAUCAAGACUCUCAGAAGAAUUACAGCACGAACAGGAUCAGACGCACCACUUACAGAAAGUGAAAAGGGGUCUGGAGAAUCAGAUCAGAGACCUUAAUGCCAAGAUUGAAGAAGCGGAGCAGAUUAUGCUAAAAGAUGGCAAAAAGAAUGUUCACAAACUAGAAUGCCAGGUUAAGGAGCUCGAGUUGGAGCUGGAUUCGGAGCAGAAGAAACACGCUGACACUACAAAGGCCUUGAAGAAGAACGAGCGACGCCUGAAGGAACUGGUCUUCCAGGCUGAGGAAGAUCAGAAAAACCAACAGCGGAUGCAGGAGCUCAUUGAACGACUUCAAAGCAAACUAAGGACGUAUAAGAGAAUGGUGGAGGAGGCAGAGGAGCAAGCAAACAUGAACCUCAAUAAAUACAGAAAGACGGUCACUGAACUGGAUGAUGCGGAGGAGAGAGCCGAUAUGGCGGAGGCAGCACUUACAAAGAUUCGUACCAAAAACCGUGCCAGCUUCGGGAAAGGCUUCUCCUCGGGAUGUGCCUCUCCAUUAGCAAUCCUGGUUCGCUCUCCCAGCUCAGCAGGAUCAGAGGGACGCAUCGAAAAGAUGGAGGACGAUACCACAUCACUAAUUCCAACCUACCUGGAUUCCUUAAAGAAAUUCAUGGUGGAAUAAGCAAUAACUCACAGGUUGAAGGAGUUGAGGAUUUGCAGUGGUACAUUCUAUGCAGCAUGGAUACACAAACCAUAAUCCACAGAUCAUGUACUGUAUGUUGUAGAAACAUUGUGUGAUACUGUGGUUUUAUAUUUUAAUAUUUGUGAAAAUGUUAUAUAUAAUAACAAAAUAUUUGGCCAGAACCACAUUUAUGUUUCUGAUGAAGAUGCCUAAUGAUAGUAACAUGUUUAAUGUUAAUUAUUAUUUAGUAUUCACAAAUGACUUUUUCUUGCUUAAUAAAAAGUUUAUUAAAAUGUUACUUAUCGUUCAGAUUCUAGAGGCUGCAUUCAUAGGUAGCGUGUACAGAUAACACGGGUUUUAUAAUAGAGCAGAACAAAGUGGAAAGGUAUAAGGCAGUCAAUCUCUCAAAUAUGGACCAUCUAAUCGGAUGUGAUUUUAAAGAAUUUGCAGUUGAUUGAUUUUUACUCUUGAUAAAGGCCGAUAUAUCACAGACAGAUUUAGGAGGAUUGGAAAAAAGGAAUGAGAGCUGAGGAUUUCAACAUAAGCACAAGGAGGCUUGAUAAGUGUGGGAAGGAGGUUAUUGAUAUCAGUGAUAGUCCUUUUUCAUCUUAAAUGUGUGAUGGUGUAAGAGAAUCAUUAGGGUGUCUGUAAAGAUGUGUUUUAAAGCUUCAAAAUAACCAUUCUGGUCAAGAACUUUAUUUAGGCAUUUUCCUCCUUACGGCAAGUCACACAGUUGCGGUCAAUAGUCUGGCCCUCCAAACAAGCUUGGAAGUUUGUUGGGCUUUUAGUCUAUUUCCUUUCAAAAUUCCUGCCACUUUUUCCAAGUCCACAUGAGGUUGUCAUCUCCUCUACCCCAGUGCGGGAUAGAUAUGGUUGUUGGCAAGACCCUUGAUAGCCUUUGCUUCUGUCCUCUGGUCACUUUCAUGUGUGAUCAGGUUUUCGGAGACCCUGUUAUGGGUAAGGCCCUUCUAGACCUAGUAACAAACAUAGUACACAAUGCAGUGACUGCCCUGGUCCCUCCUUCAGAAACUGAACAAGGCUUCUACUCUGGACACUGUCAUUCUUAAGAAAGAAUUCUCAUUCUGACCCAUCCCGACUCUCAAGAUCCUAAACAGGUUUCUGUGAUUUUUCAAAUCUUAUUUGGAUAGCAUUAAUGGGCUGAGAGCGUCAACUGAAUUGAGAAGAGCUUCAAAAUGUAUAUUACUAAAGAUAAAUGUGAACAUCCACUUUUAUGCUGCUUAGGCGAAUGAGUCCCCCUCCAAUUUGAGAAUACCUGCUAUCCAAUGGAAGUUGGUACAGUUUGAUUACUCCUACAACAACUCCAGCAAUCCACAUUUUUAGAUACCUGAGGUUAAACGUGACGUUUUUGCGGUUUUGUCUAGGGAUGUGCAUGAGCAAAACAUUUGGUUUGGAAAUUCGGGUAAGUUAAAAAAUGUGUCUGCUUCGGCAAUUCAGCCCAAUGGCAUUCGGUUCGCCACUUCGGAACUUGUGGUGGCAGUCUGGGCACUGGGAGCCCUACAGAUGUGUAAGUGGUUGCUAUGGCAGUCCUGGCACUGGGAGCCCUACAGAUGUGUAAGUGGUUGUGGUUGCAGUCCAGGCACUGGGAGCCCCUUGCCCAUUACUCUAAUGGGCAGGGAGCUCCCAGUGCUAGGACUGCCACCACAACCACUUACACAUCUAUAGGGCUCCCAGUGCCAAGAAUUCACUUAUUGGUCAAGAUUCCUGUCAUCAUUCAUGUACUUUUCCCUCCCUCUCUUGUCUUCCCACUUUUCAGAAAUCCAAAUCACUUUGGCACUUCGUAAGCAUCCGAAUUGCAUGAAAUUUGUCGGAUUAUACAUUCGG